Messenger RNA from Gasterosteus aculeatus aculeatus (three-spined stickleback), 1127 nucleotides. Its product is annotated as troponin I, cardiac muscle-like. The record is from RefSeq and is a predicted model, not a curated record. Gene Ontology annotation, biological process: cardiac muscle contraction; skeletal muscle contraction. NCBI's taxonomy places the organism in Eukaryota, Metazoa, Chordata, Actinopteri, Perciformes, Gasterosteidae. Gene Ontology annotation, cellular component: troponin complex.
UGCAGACAAUUGUCAGGUGGACAGGGGGUCUAUUUUAGCGAGCCAUUCACAUGAGACUUUGAAUACAUAAAUCCUUCUCUAAUAAUCAUGAAGUGCUUUUUCUUUGCCUGACUGAGUCCUGUCGCUGUCCUCUCUGAUUCUCAACUUCAAGGAACCCUAAACUGCAGACAUGUCUGAUGGACCGAGAAAACAAAAAUAUUCAGCAACACGCCGACUGCAUUUGAAGUCCAAACUGCUGAAGAAAGCGGCGUCCAUGCUGGUAACCGAGAUUAAAGAGAGGAAACUUGAGAAGGAAAGAGUCGUGAGCGCAUGCUUCCCUGCACUAACGCUGUCCGGUCUGUCAGCCGAGGAGCUCAAGGAUCUUUGCAGAGAACUAAAUAGUAAGAUUGAUGUCGUAGACGAAGCCCGUUAUGAUAUAGAGGUCAAGGUAGACAAAAAUCUGAUAGAGCUCCAGACAUUGAAUCAGAAGAUCAACGGGCUGAAAGGGGCAAAGAGGCCCAACUUGAAGAGGGUGAAGAAAACUACCGAUGAUAUGCUGGGCGCAUGCGGAGACACCUCCAAGCUCAUGAAGGCUGAUUUCAAGGUCAACCUCAAGACAGUGAAGAAGGAGGAAGAAAAGAAGGAGGAAGUGAACGACUGGCGUAAGAAUGUGGAGGCCAUGUCCGGCAUGGAGGGCAGGAAGAAGAAGUUCAAUGCAGGACAAUAGAAAGAAUCCUUGUCUGGAUGUCUCAAAGGAGAAGUUUCCAUUUCAAGAUGAAAUAACGUCAUUUUUAAAGAGUGAUUUCAACUAUAGGGACUCAUGAAUUAGAUUAUUAGAAUAAAUGGAUUCAAUUAUUAAAUACGAGCAGAAUUUAGAUACUACAGUAUCAAAAUAGAUUUACCUUGAUUUAAUGUAUGUAAAAAACACCAGAGUACUCCAUGGAUAAAUAUCAUAUAUGUAUCGUAACCUGUUGUAUACAUUUGCAUAUUGAAAUUGUGUAAAGAAUUGGCUGAUUAUCUUGAUGAGUUUGUCUUUUAAAGUGCACUAUUUGUAUCAUGCAGAUGUCUGUAAUACCGCUGAGUCGGAUUAAACAAAAGCAACAAUUUCCCUGCUUAGUUCCCAAUAAAAAACAGCAAUAAUCGUGUUA